AAUAUAAUCAAUGAAUAGAAAACAUUUAUUGGAUGACAAGUCGAACUCGUCCUCGAGGUCAGUUUCUAGAGCCAGAACCCCCAGGCCAGAUGGAGAAGAAAAUGGGCAAUUGGACUUUGCCUUCAGUAAUUUGGAGGAACUAUUAAGCUCAAAGCUAGAAAAUCUUGAAGGAUGGAGAGAGCAGAACUAUGAUUUCAAACAAGAUACAGUAAACGAAUGGAACAGGGCCCGAAUCACUUCCAGUGGCUCCAUAAAGGAAUUAAUACAUUCCUUACAGGUUUCUAGAAAUGAAGUUUCUUCAGAUUCAAGAGAAUUGAUUCUAGCACAAUUGUAUAAGUUGAUUGUGGUUAAAUCCUUACUUGUGUAUAACGAAUCCAGAAUUGGCACUGACGACUACGUGGGUGAAGAAAGCGUCCUGGACUUGAUUUUCAUAUUGAUGAGAAGAGAUGCCAGAUCUCCUCAGGAAUUUUUAUUACUUUACAGAUGCACAAUUGCCUUAAUUGUCAGUGAUAUUGAUGAAUUCAGCUCUUUGGCCGAUGGAGAAUUCAUGUUAUUUAUGAAGAGCUUGAUCACUGAACCUGCUACGGCCAUAAUCACCAAUGAGAACAAAAGUCAUGUCAUAUCUGGUUAUGUUGGUCUCUUGAUGAUUUUACAUAACGGAUCUUCUGGUUAUGGAAUUGACUCCACAAUAUCCUGGUUGUACGAAAUUACUGAAGGUUAUUGUUUGAGUGCAUUGACUAGUAUAAGAGACUUCAAGGAGGGAAACCGUGAAUACUCUACUUUUUUCGACGAUCUUAGUAAGCAAAGAAUUGUUAAUGAAUUGACGACAAAACAAAAUAGUGAGGCCUUGAUCGGGAUAGCUGGUCUACAUGGAGUUGGUUGCUUAUUGACUCUUGUACCUCGAAAUGACUUUUUAAAUGAAAUCAUUGAGGACCUUAUUCCCAAGUUACUUGAAUUAUUUGAUAACGAGUUGAAUGUUGAUAUUAGUAAGGCUAGUGGACGAGUGAUAGCUCUUUGCUAUGAGGUUUAUCAUUAUAGAAAUGAUGAAGAUGAAGAUAAUGAUGCUGAUUUUAAUGACAAUUCACCAUAUUAUGAACAAGAAGAAAUAACUUCCGUGUUGACAAGACUUGUAAAUUUGAACGAUAAAAAGGUUAGCAAGAAGGACAAAAAGGAUAUCCAUUCCAUAUUCAGAGACAUUUUAAAUACAGUGGAGAAUUACGGUAAUUAUGAUACCCGUAUUGAAAUAUUGAAGAGAAGUCCUAGGGGACUUGAGAUCUUGAGUGAAAUCAUGGAUUUGAACUUUAUCAAAUUAAGUAAAACCAGGUCAAUUCAGAUUAAUAGUUGGUUUUUGUACAUAAGACUCAUCCAUCUCAAAUGGUGUUUUAGUUUUGGUGUACACAACCAGUUAAUCUCAAACCCUCUGGCAAGGGAUGUCCUAAAAGAACCACCUACCGACUUCGAAGUCAAAUAUGGAUACGAGGGUGACGAAGACGAAGAAAAUAACUCUAGUUAUUACAAUGAUACCAAGUACGAGAUGGACGAUAAAAAGAGAACAAAAAAGUUGAAUAAACUUAGAGUCAAUAAGUUGACUGAAGAGAUGGAAGACUUGGGAUUAAACAAGUAG
Molecule: messenger RNA, 1624 nt
Organism: Yamadazyma tenuis ATCC 10573
Lineage: Eukaryota; Fungi; Ascomycota; Pichiomycetes; Serinales; Debaryomycetaceae
Source: RefSeq, a predicted model, not a curated record